AUGCGAGUGUGUAAUGUGGAAAAACUUGUUGUAAUAAAUGAAGGUAACCAAAUUAAAUAUUACGUGCAUAACGAAGAACUUUUUAAUAUCCUCCAUGAAACUCAUUUAUUAAUCGGGCACGGAGGUCGUAGUAGAAUAGAACACGAGUUAAAUAUUAAAUAUAAAAAUAUAACAAGGGAGGCAAUUAUGUUAUACUUGAACUUAUGUGAAUCAUGUCAAAAAAAAGGAAGUACAAUUAAAAAAGGCUUAGUAGUCAAACCUAUUAUAUCAAAAGAAAUGAAUUCAAGGUGUCAAAUAGAUUUAAUUGACAUGCAGGCCCAGCCUGAUGGUAAUUUUAAGUUUAUUUUAGUCUAUCAAGACCAUUUAACUAAAUUUGUAAACUUGCGUCCUUUAUCUAAUAAACAUGCUGAGGAAGUUGCUUAUGUUUUACUGGAUAUAUUUACAACUUUUGGUGCUCCAGCUAUAUUGCAAAGCGAUAAUGGUAGAGCAUUUUCAAACAAGAUAGUAGAAGAAUUAUGUAGUAUGUGGAAAGAUUUGAAACUAGUACAUGGUAAGCCUCGCCAUUUGGAAUUUUAUGCAACUAAAUGCCAUAAUGGUAAUACUUGUAAAAAUAAAUAA
Messenger RNA from Metopolophium dirhodum (rose-grain aphid), 618 nucleotides. RefSeq names its product KRAB-A domain-containing protein 2-like. The coding region runs from base 1 to 618 and encodes 205 amino acids. Gene Ontology annotation, molecular function: nucleic acid binding. Lineage: Eukaryota; Metazoa; Arthropoda; Insecta; Hemiptera; Aphididae. The transcript has a single exon. The record is from RefSeq and is a predicted model, not a curated record. Gene Ontology annotation, biological process: DNA integration.